UUCACGGCGUCCGCUUUGACGCAUUUAUACAUCAGCGUGCAGAUUUUAACUGGCUCCAAUAUCUCUUGCAGUUUCAUUGGUUACUGUUUGUGGGAAGAGGCAGUGGUAGGUAUACAGUGGCUGGAUAUUGAACUAAUCAUUCGCAGGAACAGAGUCCUCCAAUAAGAUUGUAGCCACAGAGGAAGUCCUACACCAUUCGGCGAAACUUUGCUUUCCAUCAGUGGAGCAAGAAUUGAAGCGGCAAUGGGUCAUUCGAGUGUCAUGCUGACCAUUCUGCGUGUGUUGCUAUGGGGUUUGCUAUCCGGCAUGGCUCAAGAGCUUGAGGGGAGCAGUUUGGUCACACAAGACAAUGUAGUGGGCGAGGAAUGCCACGAUGUCGUCUUGACGUGCCAGCUGAGAGGAUCGGGCCAGAACCUCGCUCUCCGUCGCCGGUUCUCCUGGUCCAAGCACACCGGCGCAGGCUGCAGCGGCACAAGGACCGUUAGCAUCAAUGACUGUCACUUCGACGAGGCGGGUGAUCUUCUACAGCCGGAAAAGUUCAACUAUUCAGUGGCCAAGGAUAACACGAGCUGUAACCUGACCAUCAAGGCGGUGCGCCAGUCUGAUGCCGGAUGCUACCAGUGCGAUUCGUGGGGGCCGAGUGGAGCAGUGUCCAGCUGUGUCGCGCUCGACGUGAGCGACCCUGUGAGGACUGUGUCAUUAAGGCAAACAAACUCAGUAAUUCUGGAAGGGAUUCCCGCAACAUUCACGUGCAGUGCCGGCUACGGUGACAGCCAAGUGCAGACAACGUGGUCUCUGAACGGGACAAGGCUCCAGAACGGGACCGAGACUGCCCUGAUCAGGCGCACCGAGGGAAACGUUGACUGUACGGGCCGAAACGAGACUCUGGGCGCCGCGGAUCUAACACUGACGAGACAUGAUUCUGGAUCGGUCCUGCAGUGCUCGAUCCGUGGCGCUGGUCUGCUUGAGACUGACAGUUUAACCAUUCCGAAUAUACAAGUUCCUCCAACUUCCGUCACAAUAAUAAAUGGCAUCACGGGAGAGGUAUACAACCUACCAGGCGGAGAAGUUUUGAUUAAAGAGAACGAUAACGUUGCCUUCAGGUGCCUGGUGAACGAUACCAAACCAGCUGCCAGUUUGGCUUGGUUUUUUAGGGGCCGCGAGAUGUUGAACGGGCUGGGCAGAGAGGGGGAGUCGGCGGUCUCGCUCAGGGUCCCGGACGGGACGUACGACGUCAGCCUCCCCGUGGUAAUGACGAACAUCAUGUGGACGGACGACGGUGGCGUGCUUGUUUGCAGGGCCACCGGACCAAGUGGCAGCUCUGCGUCUCUCGGCAUCAAGAUUAAGGUGGACGUUCCACCGCAUAACGCAACAAUAACGACCGGUGUUCUAGUCGAAAAUGUCCCCACCCAAGUCACGUGCUCCGUUGACGGAACACGCACGAGAUCGUCAAUGGUAUGGUUCCUGGACGGUAUCAGUGUUACAAACACCGAGUUGCAGGAAACGUUCUUUUCUCCGGAGCUAAUGAAAACGACAAGCGUCACAACGUUGACUCCUCAUAGAGGCCAAAGUGGCUCCAUACUAAGAUGCAAAGUGUUCCACGAACUUCUAGACGAGCCCUUAGUAACGGAAGAAACAUUGGAUGUAUAUUUUUGCCCCGCACCAUCCCUUUCUUGUCCUUCCUACGUGAACACCAGCGAACCGUACACUCUCAUGUGCGAGACUGCCAGUAGCCGGCCACCAGCGAGUCUCAACUUGUACCUGGACGAACCUUUCCAGCAACUCGACACAGACGGCGAGACCGCACACGAGCCGGCUGGCGACGGGGGAACGACGGCCGUCCUGACGGCCAAACUCACAAGUGACCGGUCCCACUACGGGAAGACUGUCGUUUGCAGGCGGACCCCAAAUGAGAUUUGUCGAAGAGAGGCAUCAGACGAAUGCAGGCUGAACGUACACUUUCCACCCGCCGAAACCAAACUGUGGGACGGUGGCACCUCCAACAGCGAUUCGGACCCAGCAAAUGGCAGCGUAGAAGUAAUACACGGCCGCGAGUACAGUUUCACGUGUGCAGCGUACGGGUCCAACCCGGCCGCGACAUUUCGGUGGAGACUGGGAGACACGGAGCUCCGCGGUGCCGCCUACAGCAAGACCGAGCAGCGCGAUUCAGUGGGGCUGGUCGGGGGAUGGGACUCUUCCAGUCGGCUGUCCCUCACUGUUCAGCAGGACCAGCACCACGAUAAGAGCCUGACUUGCCAAGUCAUGUACCCCAGUCAAAAUGUCUUCAAACAGCUGAGCUUGAAAAUGAAUAUCAUUGCUGUAACACUGAGUUGGUCUUCAAUUACCAUCAUCAUCGCCUGCUCCUCCGCUGUGUUUCUUGUCGUCGUCGCCUGUCUUCUCCUGAUGCUCUACAAAAUGUGUCGGCAUGGAAACCGACCGUUCCCCAUAGAAACCGACAUGGAAAUGCUGCACGUGAACCGGACCAUAAAGUUCAAAAAGGGUGGCAGCAAUUCUUCGCUUUCGUCCCGUGGCACCGGUCAAGACUCAUUCGACGGCAGCGAGGCCUAUGAGUUCCCCCGUGAUAAGCUGAAGUUGCUGGAUGUUAUUGGCAGCGGUUCCUUUGGUCUGGUCUACAAGGCCACAGCGGAAGGAAUCUUCGAGAAGGGUGUGGCUGACACAGUGGCAGUCAAGACUCCAAACCCAUGCGGAUCAUCAGCAGAUAAAGAAGAAUUCUUGAGGGAACUUGAAAUGUUCCCUAUUCUUGCCAAGCAUCCCAAUGUGGUCUCAUUGCUGGGAUACUGCCGGAAGAAAGAACCACUAUAUUUGAUCAUGGAGUAUGUCCCCAAUGGUAACCUGGAGAAUUACCUGAGACAGGAGAAGCUGCGAAUCGACCAAUCGUACAUCAACUUGAAUGAUGUGACGGAGACCGUUGGCCCCACCCAGCUUUUGAACUUUGCCAUUCAUAUUGUGCGUGGUAUGAAGUUUCUUGCGUCGGUACAGUGCAUUCACCGCGACCUGGCCACUCGUAACAUCUUGUUGGAUGAACAGCUGGUCUGCAAGGUGUCCGAUUUUGGUCUGGCGCGUCACAUCGCAGCGCAGAAGCAGUACGAAAUGAAAUCAAAGGGACGAGUGCCGUUUCGUUGGAUGGCACCCGAGUCAAUUCUCUGCAAUGUUUACAGCACGAAGAGUGACGUGUGGUCCUUCGGCGUCUUGCUGUGGGAGUUAGUUACACUGGGUUCGCAUCCAUACCCUGGCCAAUCAUGCGCUGAAAUACUCGAGGAUCUUCAAAGGGGAAUCCGUCUGAAGAAGCCAGCUCAUUGUAGUGACGAAAUCUACCAGCUAAUGAAGGAUUGUUGGGAACACCGACCGGAGGAAAGGCCCGACUUUGAGACCAUACAUCAGAGGAUAGAGGCAAUGCUGGCAAAUGCAUCGGGUUACCUGUUGAUGUCGAACUUUUCCACGGAGCAGUACGUGUACAUGGCGCCAGGAAGCAACUAGAAUCGACUGUCGGGGGAUCGUUUAUUUGUACACAUAACGUGUUUGGGUACAAAGCCUCCACCAUUAUAACAAAAAACUUCUUAAUACCGAAUUUAGUUUAGUAGUUUUUGAAUAAUAAUUUGGAUUUGAAUUAUAACUCACAAACAGUCUCUCUAUACCACAGUACUUUAUCCGAGCGUGCAGUCUAACUUUGAUAGGAAUUUCCUCCUGUCAGAUGCGGAGUCCGAAGAGAAUGAAACAAUUUGGGAGUGAUUGUUUAAAAAACGACAGUUGCAAGGAAGGAUAAACUUUUUUCCGUCAUAAUUUUUCCUUUUUCGAAACGUUAACCAAACUUGUUUUUCAUUUUUCAGCAAUAAUGUAUGAACCACAGUGUUUGACAUUGACAAAUUUGCAGCUCAACAUAGGUCAUUAUCACCAAUACUCUUUUCUGGUUUAAAAACCUUCUCAAGGCAGUGAGAGGAAAUUGUUCACAAAAUAAACUUACUGCUUGUCGCCUAGACUUGGUUUGCUGUAUAGUAACUUGACUGGUGUAUAUUGCAGUCAGUAACUAAUCAGACAAUUCUGUUGUAAAAUGAUGUAAUGGUUUCUAAAGUUUACAUUCUACUUUUUGAAAGAUUUCAAAGUGACGAAUCUUGAAAAGAAAUUUAAUACGAAUAACGUAAGUCAGCUCCAUUUAUUGAUAAGCCGUAUAUUUCAUUGUUAUGAUCAGAAAACCAAUUUAAAAAGGAAAUGUAUAUAUUAAUGCAUGCAACGACCUGUUUUACGAAUCAGCGGGUAAAUUCCUAAAGUUUAUUUAACGGCGAAACUCUGUGGUUUUUCUCUUUUGUUCUGAAAGGAUUAGAAAUGCGGCUAUAGUUUUAAACAGCAACAUGUUUAAACUUUAAACGUAUGAAAACCAUAAUGGGCAUUACAUACCAUAAGUCAUUCUGAAAGGUUUUAAAACGACUGAAUGGUUAAAAAAAGGACAUUUAAGGGUCCAAAAAUAAUUACAGGAGACAAUUUAUGUACGUAGCGGGUGGAAAUAUUUCAGUCAUUUCAUAUUGCUAAAAUUGAACUGAUUUGAAAUAUCACUCAUAUUUUUAAAUUAAGAGGCGCAAACGCACCGCGAAGCGUUAUGUACACAACUGCUUUUACACAAUAAACGGGAAUAUGCAAUUUCAGUAAAUAUAGAAUUAAGAUUUAAAUAUAUAAUAUUAUAAUUAAAUACUAUAUUUAAUGUAGAACUUUUUCUUGAAGAGUGUGCAUUUUAUAUUCUUGUACAUAGGCCUAUGUUCUUUCAUAAAUGGAGUGUAACAUAUAGGCCUAUAAAGUAGACACACUGUUCUUAUAAUCUUAUUGAGCAAUAACGUAAAUUAUAUGGCAACAACAGUUUAUCUAAUGUUUUUGUAUCAAUCAAGACUUUUGACAUGACAUGUCUUAUAUACGACUGAAGUGGAAUAAUAGCGUGAUUAUAAUGGCAUUCUCUUACUUCAAAAAACCCGAAGUAUUUAAAAUUCGGAGCAACACAGCGAACAAUCUGAAAUAAGAUUCAAACGUCUUUUUUGUGGUUGAAAUUUACACUUUUUUAAUGCUGAGCUGUAUUAGGGACAUGGAUUUCCAGCGCUAUACGCAUAGACUGCAUUUAUCUACAAGUCUGAAUAAAUCGCAUUGAAGUACAUGUGUUAAAGUAUUUUCCAAUGAAAUCGAUGUUUUAAAUCCAUUCCCUUCAAGGAUGUUUCAACACUACCGAUUCUUAAGUCCCAAUGUUUCCAGACUAUUUACCAAUAAUGUGUAAAGUGAACGGUGCCGAAGGGGGUAUGCAGUUAACAUUGCCAUGUACUUUCCAUAUGGCAAAAUCUGUCUGUGCUCCCGGGGUUGAAAUUAGAGCUUCGAGUGUAUUUCCAAAGAUGACAAUUUUACCAUCAGGAAAGGAGAUGACGAAGAAAUAAAUAAAGAGCACUUAGAGCUCUUCAA
Messenger RNA from Acanthaster planci (crown-of-thorns starfish), 5451 nucleotides. RefSeq lists its product as uncharacterized. Gene Ontology annotation, biological process: positive regulation of kinase activity; protein phosphorylation; cell surface receptor protein tyrosine kinase signaling pathway. Lineage: Eukaryota; Metazoa; Echinodermata; Asteroidea; Valvatida; Acanthasteridae. Gene Ontology annotation, cellular component: plasma membrane; signaling receptor complex. Gene Ontology annotation, molecular function: transmembrane receptor protein tyrosine kinase activity; ATP binding. The record is from RefSeq and is a predicted model, not a curated record.